Messenger RNA from Pelagomonas calceolata, 847 nucleotides. The record is from the annotation of a GenBank genome assembly. NCBI's taxonomy places the organism in Eukaryota, Pelagophyceae, Pelagomonadales, Pelagomonadaceae.
GACGUACGCGAAUGAUGCAUGCGACAUAGGCAUCGACCAUUGAACUGCACACGACCGACAGUAACGACGAAGGUCAACUUCGGCAGCACUGCGGCUGCGCUUGGUGUCGACAGGGUGCAGUGUGCCAGCAGACCUGCAGCACCCAUGCGCGCGCUACUCGCACUAGCCAUCACCGCCGCCGCGCUCACAGCACCGCAAAAGAAUGUCGAAGUCACGCUGAAAUUAGCCAUGGAUAGAAACGGCGCCGUCGACGACCUCGGCGACAAGGCGGAGCGCUUCACGUCGCCGGCAUCGCUGGAUGCCGUCCACCGGCUGCGCCGCCACUGCGACGCCGUGCUGGUAGGCGCGUCGACGGUCGCACGAGACGAUCCUUCGCUGACCGUGCGGCGCGUGCCGCUCGCGCCGCGGACGGCGCAGCCGCUGCGCGUCGUGCUGGGCCGUGCGCCGGCCGACGCGGGCUUGCUCACAGACGGCCUGGAGACGGUGGUGUUUUCCAAAGACGACGGCCUCGACGGCGCCGGCGCGGCCGCGCUGCCGGGCGUCCUGCGGGAACUCCAUCGGCGAGGCGUCAACCACCUCAUGGUCGAAGGCGGCCCGCAGACCGCACGCUACUUCCUCAGCGCGGGGCUCGUGGACCGGGCCAUCGUCGUGCGGGCGCCCGUCGCGUUCGCGGACAAGCCCGUCCCGUCGGGCAUCACGGCGGCGACGCUGCGGAGCGCGGGGCUAUCCUUCCACUCUCGCCGAGACGUGUCGGGCGACGACACACACGUCUGGACGCGGGGCGCCCACGCGCCGCUGUGGGGGAUGCUGCUCGACCGCGACGAAGAGGAGGACCCGCCAUAAGCGC